GCCGUUCUCGUCAAAACUAUGUUUAAACCAUUUUUCGAAAAAUUUACACACUGAGAAUUUAAAAAAAACACACUGAGAUUAAAAAACUUAAAAACACACACUGAGAAUUAAAAAUUACACACUGAGAUUUCAUAAAGACGCACUGAGAUUACAAAAAAUGAAAAACACACACUGAGAAUUGAAAAUUACACACUGAGAUGAAAUAAACUGAAAAAACACACAGUGAGAAUUGAAAAUUACACACUGAGAUUUCAAAAAUACACACUGAGAUUUGUAUGCAUAUUACUUAUGAAUAUUCAUGAGAUGAAUAAUUCAACAGAUUAAUAUCUUGGUCAACCAAACUCUUGUCACAUAAAAAUAUCAUUCGGAACACCUCACGUUACUUUCGUAUCUCCUCGUCGGUGUCAUUUCCUGUCAAAAAAUUUCCAGGAGGUGAAAAAUAUAUACAGAUGCAUUAGAACUCUCGAGUUUCCUUAUUAUGUCGAUCAACGAUACAGAAGAUUUAGGGGAAUUCUUCACAUCUUUAUUGAAUGUUUUUGAAAAUACUAAUCGUAACUUAAACAGACCUUGGACAGCUCACGACAUAACCUUAAUCGAAAACAUCAGUCGUCGACUAGAAAGUUGUUUAGAGAUAUUAAAUGUUAUGCUUUCUGUGCUUGAUCCGGGGUCAGAUUUAAAUCUAACUAUUGAAACCCUAUACUCAACUGGACAUGAUCUUUUUGGACAAGCAACACAAAUGCUACAUACUUUGAAUAUUGAAGAGGGGGUUAAUCAUGUUAAUGAUGAGGGCGAAGACGCUUUGCUGUUCGAAGAAACAUCCACAGGACGACCAAAGUACAAUUUAAAUCAAUCAAUUAUGUAUUUAUAUGAAAGUGGGAUGUCAUGGAGCAGAAUGGCAAGUUGUCUCCAAGUCUCAUUGUCUACUAUCAGAAGAAGGAGAGAUGAGCUUGGUUUAGACCCCUCUAAUAUGCAUAGAUUUUCAAGAAUCAGCAACAAUGACUUGGACCAAGAAAUUAUCACAGCACUCCAAUUCACACCUAAUGCCGGAGAAUCCUUUAUACAAGGCAGUUUUUAGGGGAAGAGGAAUUAGAAUACAACGAUGGCGAUUAAGAGAAAGACUUAAUGUAAUUGACCCUGUUGGUAGAGCACUAAGAAAAAGAAGAGCAAUUCAAAGACGUGUAUACAAUGUAGAAGGAAUAAAUCAUCUCUGGCAUGUUGAUACAAACCAUAAGCUAAUAGCUUGGCGAUUUGUGUUUCAUGGAUGUAUUGAUGGGAAAAGUCGUCUCAUUACAUAUCUGAAUAUAGCAGAUAACAACAAAAAAGACACAGCAUUGACAUUUUUCAGAAUUGGUGUUAGUAAAUAUGGCUUGCCAUCAAGAGUACGUGGAGACUGCGGAGUUGAAAACACAGAUAUUGCCAGAUUUAUGAACAAUGAAAAUGGAGAUGGUAGGGGUAGUUUUAUUACUGGUAGAAGUGUACAUAAUCAGAGGAUAGAACGUUUGUGGUCCGACAUUAACAGAACUGUAACAAUGUAUUAUCAACACCUUUUCAGUCAUAUGGAAAAUAUUGAAGUAUUGAACAGCAAUAUCGAGUUGCAUUUGUAUGCUUUACAUUUUGUAUAUAGACCUAGAAUUGAGAAAUCUUGUGCUGAAUUUGUUGUUCAGUGGAAUAACCAUUCACUACGAACUGAAAACAAUAUGUCACCAAUGCAGAUUUGGUAUUCAUUAGGUGGUUAUUCUAUGGGUGAUAGAAUGACAGAGGUUGUAGUAGAUAUACAACAAUAUGGAAUUGAUUGGGAAGCCCCUCAUGCAGCAUUAAAUCUCAACAACAAUAUAACAGUGCCAGAAAAUUUGUUUACUUUAUCGGAUGAAGCCAGAAUUUACCUUAAUAAUCAAGUGCAACCUUUAACAGAUGAUGGCAAUCAUGGCAUUAAUCAUUUUGUGAAUGUUGUUAGAUAUUUAGAGACCUUUUAAAUUACAAGAUGUAUUUUGAACAGCAUCCAGAUUAUUAUUUGAUGAUAGUAAACAAGUAGAUUUCUUUUUG
Messenger RNA from Mytilus trossulus (common blue mussel), 2043 nucleotides. RefSeq lists its product as uncharacterized. NCBI's taxonomy places the organism in Eukaryota, Metazoa, Mollusca, Bivalvia, Mytilida, Mytilidae. Gene Ontology annotation, molecular function: nucleic acid binding. Bases 996 to 1973 code for a protein of 325 amino acids. The record is from RefSeq and is a predicted model, not a curated record. Gene Ontology annotation, biological process: DNA integration. The transcript is spliced from 4 exons.